Molecule: messenger RNA, 1434 nt
Organism: Lolium rigidum
Lineage: Eukaryota; Viridiplantae; Streptophyta; Magnoliopsida; Poales; Poaceae
Product: phosphoenolpyruvate carboxylase kinase 2-like
Exons: 2
Coding region: 1-1434 (477 amino acids)
Biological process (GO): protein autophosphorylation; intracellular signal transduction; peptidyl-serine phosphorylation
Cellular component (GO): nucleus; cytoplasm
Molecular function (GO): calmodulin binding; ATP binding; calcium-dependent protein serine/threonine kinase activity
Source: RefSeq, a predicted model, not a curated record
AUGACGCCGGGGGAGAGGAGCCUGCCGGAGAACGCCCUCGAAAGCCUGAACUGGGAAAAGCGCUUCAUUACCGAGCGCGCCGAAGAGGUCGCGCGGAUGGACAAUCCCUCCGGCGGCCGCUUCAACAACGCCGACCGCCGUGCCUGGUGGUACGGGCGCGACAUCGACCGCACGCUUCGGGAGUACGGCUACCAUCCACGCGUCCGUGGGCAACGGGAGCCGGUCUACUUCCCGCAGGCGGCGACCAUGGCGUCGCCGCCUACCAAGCAGAGGGCGCCGGAACGGACCGCAGCGUCCGGAACCUCGCGCACGGAAUCGUCCGCCGUCGGACGCACGCGCUCGGCCGCGCCCGCACCUCCUUCCGGACGCGUCGUCAUCCGCGACAACGCCAGGCGCGCCUCCUCUGCUCCGGCUCAUUGGACGAUUGGGUCGGGCCGCCGCUCCCGCGUCAAGGAGGAGGACGCCUCGCCACCACUUCCGCUGGCGAAGAAGACGUGCGCCCUCGCCGUCCGAGGAAGGCGACCACCCCAACAGAGAGACACGAACCAGACCAUCGCGCCGCAUAGCAUGAGCAACACCGGCGGCGAGGAGGCGCUGAGGCAGCAGUACGUCCUCGGCGACGAGAUCGGGCGGGGCCGUUUCGGUGUCGUCCGCCGCUGCUACUCCGCCGCCACGGGGGAGUCCCUCGCCGUCAAGUCCACCCCCAAGGCGCCGCUCCGCGACAAGUCUGACCCGCUCGACCUGGCCCUGGCCGAGCAGGAGCCCAAGGUGCACCUCCUGGCCUCGGCGCCGCCCUGCAGCCCGCACGUGGUCGCGCUCCACGCCGCCUUCGAGGACGCCCACGCCGUCCACCUCGUCGUCGACCUCUGCGACGGCGGGGACCUCUUCUCCCUCAUCUCCGCCCGCGGCCGCCUCCUUCCCGAGCACGAAGCCGCCCGGAUCGCGGCGCAGCUCGCCGCCGCGCUCGCGUCCUGCCACCGCCGCGGGGUCGCGCACCGGGACGUCAAGCCCGACAACCUCCUCUUCGACGCCGCCACGGGCGCGCUCAAGCUCGGCGACUUCGGCUCCGCGGAGUGGUUCGGGGACGGGCGGGCGAUGGCGGGGCUGGUCGGCACGCCCUACUACGUCGCGCCCGAGGUGGUCGCCGGGAGGGAGUACGGCGAGAAGGUGGACGUGUGGAGCGCCGGCGUGGUGCUGUACAUGAUGCUCUCUGGCACAGUGCCCUUCUACGGCGCCACCGCGCCCGAGAUCUUCGAGGCCGUGCUCCGCGGCACCCUGCGCUUCCCGCCGCGCGCCUUCGCCUCUGUCUCGCCCGAGGCCAAGGACCUCCUGCGCCGCAUGCUCUGCCGGGACGUUUCACGGAGGCUCUCCGCCGAGCAGGUCCUGAGGCAUCCAUGGAUCGUGAGCCGUGGGGGAAAUGCGGUGGCGGACUGA